Molecule: messenger RNA, 2032 nt
Organism: Suillus clintonianus
Lineage: Eukaryota; Fungi; Basidiomycota; Agaricomycetes; Boletales; Suillaceae
Exons: 2
Coding region: 87-1844 (585 amino acids)
Source: RefSeq, a predicted model, not a curated record
GAGGCAAUGCAAGUCCCCGUUAAAACUUCACGUUGACACAUCAACUGCAUGCAUCAGAUCCACUCUCCCAGCAACCACCAUUUUUGAUGCCUGCCGCAUCACCCCGCUCGAGGGUUAGCACGGAUUUAAAAACAGACACGAUGGCGAAGACACAAAAAGGGUUCUUUUCGAGCCUCUUUUCCCGCUCAUUCAAGGGGUCUGCUAAAUCUGCGGUACAACGACCCAGUGCAGCAGAGGCACUCUCGCAUACUCCAAAGGAGCCACUGGCUCCUGUGCACAAUCUAUCGCGGCAACGAUCCGCUCCACAGGACUUGACGCCGCAUCUUCGUCACAACGAAGUUAGCGUUAUUCCUGACAUCCCUCGAUUCAAGUCAAUCAAAGAUAAUCUGCAUGAACUUGGGCUCACGACUCCUGUUGUCCUUACGCAACCUCAAGUCGCGGGCAGUGAAACAGUGCUGUCUCAGUUAGACAGGACAUCUCCUCGGGCGGACAUGUUCUUCCAACGCUCGCUAUCGCGGAAGACGAGCCGCACCUCUUCUCAGUCAAGGCCUGGGUCGUCUCGAGGGAAUGCACUCGUGGCAUCAGAUCACGCUAUUAAUAUUGAACUACCAGUCCUGGAUAUCACCUCUGCCGACAUACAGUUUGCAUCACCUCCCUCAGCAACAAGUUGUCUGAGCAGCGGUCAGGCUAGUCAGGUGGCUCUGGCGGACAAGAUUGCGAUUCCCUCGUCUACGGCUCCUGAUACAGUCCCGUCAUCCGUCCAGAAUCACAGUAACCCUUCCAAUAGAGAGCCACCUGUCCCAUCGUCCCCAUCAGUAGCAAGUCGCCCUUCGUCUUCACACUCAAAACACAGUCGCAUUACUUCCUCUACUCCUUCAGGAAGGCCUCGGACGGCGCCCGGCGGCUCUCAGGCUAGCGAGCUGAGCGGGCGUACUUCUGUUGUCUCCAUGCGCCCUCAGCGUCAUGUUAUCGGAGAGCCAAUUUCCUUGUUUCCGGUAAACGAGGGAUUCUUUGGUCGUCCCAAAUUACCCCCUCCACUCAAGGUCAUUCCGAAGAAAGUCAAAAAGCACCAACGAACACAAACCGUAGCUGCCUCACCAACAACCACGGCUCAUGAACGCCCUCUUACGCGAGCCUUAUCCACACGCUCCCAUACAACACAUCAUCGGCGAGCGCCGGCGAACGAGCCGAUGGGAUUGUUCCCUAUACCCAACAGUUUGACUUCCUCCGGCAGAUCUGUGACCCUCACUCGGAAUCCAUCCGUUCUCUCACCUGGCAGCAGAUCUGCGGGCCCCGGUCUACCUUCGCUCCCGUCAGAAAGAGGACCAGAACUACCGUCGCCGUCACCCACUCGCGCACAAGCGCAAGCGCAAGCGCCCAAUGAGCGCUCUUUAUCACGAAUCAACACGCAAACGUCAGUCACUUCACAUCAGACCCAGAUAUCCACUACCUCAGCCUCUGAGUCACCCCCCGCGAAAUGGACGUGGACUCCUCCCCAAAGUUGGUCGGGCCCUUCCUCGGCUGUUUCCUCAGCUGAAAGCGGGGAUCACAAUAGCAAGAAGGCGGCGAUCUCUACGAUGGUUCGCUUACGUAGACCAAAGAGUUCAUCUCGGUCGGUCUCCUCGGUACCCAAGAAUAUCUACUCACACCCAAACACGUCAUCCCCGACCCUCUCCCCGUCCGCCACAACAAAACUUGGCAAGGGGCCUGUGCCUCCCAUAGCACAAGAUAAGAGAGUCAGCCCCGGUGUAAUCGUCAAAAUGCAGGGACACGAAGGUGACUGGGAGGAAGCCGCGGUCCAGGAUGUCAUUCCUCGCCUGAGGGAAAUGAAGAGUUCAAAUUAGGAGAAUACUCUGGGUCGAAGCAAGAUCGAAUAACAUUAUGCCCCGCAUGAUAGGUAUGCCAAGAUGAUCAACAUUGUAUUAAUACUGCCAUGUUCCAUACCCCCCGCAUUGAUUACUUAGUUUACACUUUGUUUUUACCAUCGACGCACACCGAUAUGAUGAAGAGACGACUAGAGACGACCGAACGU